AUGAGCGCAGAACUGGAGCGCGUUUCACUCAACACGUCGGUGACCUCGAGCGGCUCGGGCGACCGCAAGCUGUCGGCCAACGUCCGCCGGCUCCACCGCGCGCUCAACCUGCUGCUCAGCGACCCCGAGAGGGAGCGGUUCAUCCACUGUCUCAACGUGUACCACGCCAAGCGCAACGUGUGCGACCUGGUGCACACCCUGCGCGUGAUCCUCGACACGGACACCAAGCGUCAACUGCUGCCCAUGUUGCGCCUGGUCAUCCCGCGCUCCGACCAGCUGCUCUUCGACCAGUACACCUCGGAGGGCUUGUACCUGAAAACCGACCUGGGUCUGUUUCAGAGCAACAGUCCAACCAACAACAUUGAAGCGCUUUUGGAAAGCGCUGGUCGUGCUCCCGGCGCGUCUCCAGAGACGGCGCCCGGGACAGCGCCCGGUACCGCUCCAGGGGGCCAGACCCUCGGCAGCAGCAUUUUCCUGGACUCGCCGUUCGGGGAGAUCCGCCAGGUAUCCCUGAGACGGAGCAAGAGCCACGAGGGUCUUGGGUUCAGCAUCCGCGGUGGGUCGGAGCACGGAGUGGGGAUUUACGUGUCUCUCGUUGAGCCGGGCUCGUCCGCCGAGCGCGAGGGGCUGAGAAUCGGCGACCAGAUAGUGGCCGUCAACGACGUGGUGUUCGACCGAGUCACUCACAUAGAUGCUGUCAAGGUGGGCGAUCAGAUCCUUGAGGUGAACGGGCGGGGCUUCGUGGCCAUCUCCCACGACGAGGCGGUCCACAUCCUGAAGACGUGCGUCCGUCUGCGCGUCCGGGUGCGCGCCGUCGGACGCCUGCCGCACGCGCGCACCGCCGUCGACCACACCCGCUGGAUCAGCAACCCCGCCGCCGCCGAGGGCCCCGACGCCGUCGCCAUGACAACUGCUGCCGCUAUGACAGUAGCCAACAGCGGCGGACGGAGCCCCGACGUCAUCGCCGGCGCGGGCGGUCCCGGCGCCGCCCCGGCUCUGGGGCCCCCGGGUCCCCAGGUGAGUCUGGAGCAGCAGGCCUACCUCCUCCUGACGGACCUGGAGAGACAGACCAUGGCCUACUACCUCCAGGAGUACCACAAUGGACACAUAGGGGUGGAGGCGCUCACCAUGGCCCUGUUUGAGCUCUUCAACACUCACGCAAAGUUGUCCAUGAUGUCGGAGGUGCGGUCGCUGGUGGCUCCCCAGGAUCUGGAGGUCUACGACGGGCAUGUAUUGCGCCGCGAGCGGGAGGCUCACAGGGCCUGGCAUGGAGGCCUUGGGUCUUUCCACCCACAGGCCCACUAUGGCCUUGCGACCAACGACGGACAUGUCCACUUCUCCAAGAGUGAUUGCUCUGAGGAGGGUAAGAUGGAGCACAGUGAGGCAGCGUGUUUGAUGGCCCUGCAGGAUGUGGUGCUGGAAGAGGUGCGGCCCUCGUCUGCCUCUCCUCCAUGCCAGCACCAGUCUUCAGUGGGCCACGCCCCCCAGGAGCGGGGCCACGCCCCCAAAGAGCGGGGCCACGCCCCCCAGGAGCGAGGCCUCACCAGACGACCCUCUUCUCGUCCGGCCCGGCCAGGCUCCGCCUCCAGCAUGCUAUUCAAGGGCCCCACGCGACUCCUCCAAGACUGCCUCCAACGGUCCCUUAAGGCCCUUCCCUCCCACACCCCAGCCCCAGCCCCCGCCCCGGCCCCCACCCCCGCCCCCCAGCAGUCUCCGUCGGCAACGGCGGGCGAGCCGUCCCGCUGCGUCUGCCCCGGUCCUGGCCCGACCCGGCUCCAACCGCACCCCGCUCCCCAGGGCUCCCUCCCGGCCCACGCCCGGCACAGCAACCCCCAGCUCCACCUCGCCUCAGAGCUGGACCAGCACCAGCUCCAGCACCUCUACCUCUACCACCACCACCACCACCCCCACGCCCACCACCACUUCCCCUACCCCUCGGCCCCGUACCAGGCGGGGCCCGACGCGGGGGUCCACACCUGCCCGGGGUUCCUGUACCGCCGGGACCCCUCCGGCUCCCCCGGCACGGAGGCCAUGGCGGCCGCUACACAGAGGUCCGCGUCCUACGAGCCGUUGUCCAACUCCUCCUCCUCCUGCGUCCUCCAGACCAGGUCCGCGUCCUCGUCCAAAACGGUGUCUCCGAUGCCGUCGCCCCGGCCCUCGCCCCACCUCUCCCCCUGCCCGUCCCCUUGCCCCUCGGUGGUCAUGGCCACCCCGCCCCCUUGCAGCCCGGACCGGUCCUGCUCCCCGGCACUCCUGCAGAGGGGGUCUGCCACCGCCGUUGACGCCAACCUGCUGUCAGCCGAGUGCCGGCCCCAGCAGAGAGGCGCCACGCUGUCUCAGCUGUGGGACAGCGGGCAGACGCUGAGCGAGGACAGCGGCGUGGACAUCGCCGAGGCCGGGGGGGUUAGUAAGGACGGGAGCCCCCGACCCUGUAAGAGCCAGCCGGGCCCAGCGCCAGGGGAGAGGCACCAGGGGAACCAGGGACCCCCGACCAACGGCCCCAACUCCCUGCACGCCCCCACACAGAGUGGGUCGGUGGUCUCUCUGCUCUCCACCCUAGUUCGCGUGAUGAAGAACACCAGCACCCUCGGAAUUGCCAUUGAGGGCGGAGCCAACACACGGCAACCGUUGCCACGCAUCGUCACCAUACAGAAGGGAGGCUCCGCCCACAGUGGCGGCCAGCUGCGGGUGGGUCACGUGAUCCUGGAGGUGAACGGCGUGUCGAUGCGUGGUCGCGAGCACCGGGACGCCGCGCGGGUCAUCGCCGAGGCCUUCAAGAACAAAGAGUCAGACCACCUCGACUUCCUGGUGGCAGACCCCGACGUCUAG
Messenger RNA from Gadus chalcogrammus (walleye pollock), 2829 nucleotides. RefSeq names its product whirlin b (gene whrnb). The record is from RefSeq and is a predicted model, not a curated record. Gene Ontology annotation, molecular function: protein binding. The coding region runs from base 1 to 2829 and encodes 942 amino acids. Gene Ontology annotation, biological process: auditory receptor cell stereocilium organization; sensory perception of sound. The transcript has 10 exons. Lineage: Eukaryota; Metazoa; Chordata; Actinopteri; Gadiformes; Gadidae. Gene Ontology annotation, cellular component: plasma membrane; photoreceptor inner segment; stereocilia ankle link complex.